GCCUUCUGCCGAGAUUGCCCAAUAGGCGUGCGCGGAGCGGCGGGGGGGCGGCGCGGCGGCCGCGGCCGGGUAGGGUGUGAGAAGUUAGUGGCGCUGCCGCGGUGCCGUGAGGGGACGGAGACGGCCGGGCCCGGACCAGCGCGAUGCUCACGGACGGCACCGCCGCCGCUGCCGCCGACGAGGAGAUCGACUCGGUCGCGCCCCGCGCGCCGCCCGCCGCUGCCGAGCCGCCCGCCGCGGCCGGGCCCUCCCCGCUGGGCCUGCGGGCCGUGCGCCUCUUCGGGGAGGCCGGGCCCGGCGGGCCGGGAGGCCCCGGCGCGCCCGCGGCCGGUGAGGCCGCCCUCGACUUCAAGCUGGCGGCCGCCGUGCUGCGGAGCGGGGGCGGCGGCGGCUCCGGCAGCGACGAGGACGAGGUGUCCGAGGUUGAAUCAUUUAUUUUGGACCAAGAAGAUCUUGAUAACCCAGUACUUAAAACCACAUCAGAGUUAUUCUUAUCGAGUGCUGCAGAAGGUGCGGACUUGAGAACUGUGGAUCCAGAAACACAAGCAAGACUAGAAGCCUUACUGGAGGCAGCAGGAAUUGGUAAAUUGUCCACUGCCGAUGGCAAAGCCUUCGCAGAUCCCGAGGUUCUCCGGAGACUGACGUCGUCCGUCAGCUGCGCGCUGGACGAGGCGGCCGCCGCGCUGACGCGCAUGAGAGCCGAGAACAACCACAACAACGGGCAGGUGGACAAUCGCAGUUUGGCAGAGGCGUGCUCCGAUGGGGAUGUGAACGCUGUCCGGAAGCUGCUGGAUGAGGGACGCAGCGUAAAUGAACACACUGAGGAAGGGGAGAGCCUGCUGUGCUUGGCCUGCUCAGCAGGAUAUUAUGAACUGGCACAGGUGCUUCUCGCCAUGCACGCCAACGUGGAAGAUCGAGGGAAUAAAGGCGACAUCACUCCCUUGAUGGCAGCUGCCAGCGGGGGCUAUGUGGAUAUCGUCAAACUCCUCCUUGUCCACUGUGCAGAUGUCAAUGCACAGUCCUCCACAGGGAACACGGCUCUCACGUACGCCUGUGCCGGGGGCUUUGUGGACGUGGUGAAGGUGCUACUGAAAGCUGGUGCUAACAUAGAAGACCACAAUGAGAAUGGACACACCCCCCUGAUGGAGGCAGCCAGUGCAGGGCAUGUCGAGGUUGCAAGAGUAUUGCUGGAAUAUGGUGCAGGAAUCAACACUCACUCCAACGAGUUCAAAGAAAGUGCACUUACACUCGCAUGCUAUAAAGGCCAUUUAGAUAUGGUUCGUUUUUUGCUUGAAGCUGGAGCUGAUCAAGAACACAAAACAGAUGAGAUGCACACGGCGCUGAUGGAGGCCUGCAUGGACGGGCACGUGGAGGUGGCUCGGCUGCUGUUGGACAGCGGCGCCCAGGUGAACAUGCCCGCGGAUUCCUUCGAGUCCCCGCUCACGCUGGCCGCGUGUGGCGGGCACGUGGAGCUGGCAGCGCUUCUGAUCGAGCGAGGAGCCAACCUGGAGGAGGUUAAUGAUGAGGGUUACACACCUCUGAUGGAGGCUGCCCGGGAGGGCCACGAGGAGAUGGUGGCCUUGCUGCUGGCACAAGGGGCAAAUAUUAACGCACAGACAGAAGAGACACAGGAAACAGCCCUGACCCUGGCCUGCUGUGGAGGCUUCUCUGAAGUCGCUGACUUCCUUAUUAAGGCAGGAGCUGACAUAGAGCUUGGUUGCUCAACACCUUUGAUGGAAGCUGCUCAAGAGGGUCAUCUUGAACUGGUGAAAUACUUGCUGGCAGCAGGAGCUAAUGUUCAUGCCACUACAGCAACGGGAGAUACAGCUUUGACCUACGCCUGUGAGAAUGGACACACAGAUGUGGCAGAUGUGUUGCUUCAGGCUGGUGCUGAUCUGGAGCAUGAAUCUGAAGGUGGGAGAACCCCACUAAUGAAGGCUGCACGAGCUGGUCACUUAUGCACCGUGCAAUUCCUUAUUAGCAAAGGUGCCAAUGUGAACAGAGCUACAGCCAACAAUGAUCACACAGUGGUGUCCCUGGCCUGUGCUGGAGGUCACCUGGCUGUGGUUGAGCUUCUCCUGGCUCACGGGGCAGAUCCUACUCAUCGGCUCAAGGAUGGUUCAACAAUGCUCAUUGAAGCUGCCAAGGGAGGACACACAAAUGUUGUUUCUUACUUGCUGGAUUACCCAAACAAUGUUCUGUCGGUUCCUGCAGCAGACUUGUCCCAGCUCACACCUCCAUCUCAGGAUCAGUCUCAGGUUCCCCGUGUCCCGGUGCACACGCUCGCCAUGGUUGUACCUCCCCAGGAGCCUGACAGGACCCCUCAAGAGAACUCCCCACCUCUCUUGGGAGUGGUGAAAGGUGCAUCCAAGCAGAAGUCAAGUUCCCUGCAGGUAGCAGAUAAGGACCUACUGCCACCUUUUCACCCAUACCAGCCUUUGGAAUGCAUAGUAGAAGAGACUGAAGGCAAGCUGAAUGAACUUGGACAGAGAAUUAGUGCUAUUGAAAAAGCACAACUUAAAUCAUUGGAAUUAAUUCAAGGUGAACCUUUAAAUAAAGAUAAGAUUGAAGAACUUAAAAAGAACAGAGAAGAACAAGUACAGAAGAAGAAGAAAAUAUUGAAGGAGCUGCAGAAGGUGGAAAGGCAGUUGCAGAUGAAAACCCAACAGCAGUUUACCAAAGAAUAUUUGGAGACUAAAGGUCAGACAGACACACCACCUGCCCUGCAGCAGCAGUGCUCACUUACAGGGGUCUUCCCAGAAGUGGAAGCCGAUAAGGGUCUGCCAGAGGAUAACUUUGCAGGGUUACCUCAGGUUGACACAAUCUUGUCUAAAGAUGAUGAGCAACACCGGUCUCCACCACCUGCUGAACAAAUAGAGUUUGUCCCUAUCCAGCCUUUGCCAGCACCGCAAUGUAAUUUUUCUGGUAACUUAGGUUAUAAUGGGACAGAGUCUCUUGAACUUCAGAAAGCAUUAGGGAAUCAGCAGAAUGUAGGACAGCAGCAGCAAAUUGCUGGGCAGGGGCUCUUAGUUCAAGAACCAGACGGAUUAAUGGUUGCCACUCCAGCACAGACGCUUACCGACACUCUUGAUGACCUAAUAGCAGCUGUGAACAGCAGAGUGCCCAGCGGCUCCAGCAGCUCCUCGCACACUGCGGAGUCCCCGAUGCCCGAGCCCUGCCCGCAGGCCGCCAGCAGUGUGCCCCCACAGUCCGUGCUGCCCAUGUACCCCUCAGUGGACAUCGAUGCACAUACUGAAAGUAAUCACGACACUGCGCUGACCCUGGCGUGUGCGGGAGGGCACGAGGAGCUUGUGUCUGUGCUGAUCGCCCGUGGUGCCAAUAUUGAACACAGAGACAAGAAGGGUUUUACGCCUUUGAUUCUGGCUGCAACUGCUGGACAUGUUGGUGUGGUGGAAAUCCUUCUGGACAAAGGUGGGGACAUAGAAGCGCAGUCGGAGCGCACAAAGGACACCCCGCUUUCCUUGGCAUGCUCCGGUGGACGCCAGGAGGUUGUUGAUUUGCUGUUGGCCCGGGGAGCAAAUAAAGAGCACAGGAAUGUGUCUGAUUACACGCCGUUAAGCCUUGCUGCAUCUGGUGGCUAUGUUAAUAUCAUCAAGAUUCUUCUCAAUGCUGGGGCAGAAAUUAAUUCCAGGACUGGCAGCAAGCUGGGGAUCUCUCCUCUGAUGCUGGCUGCCAUGAACGGCCACGUCCCUGCCGUGAAGCUGCUGCUCGAUAUGGGCUCCGACAUUAACGCCCAGAUCGAGACCAACCGCAACACAGCCCUCACCCUGGCCUGCUUCCAGGGCCGGGCAGAGGUGGUCAGCCUGCUCCUGGACAGGAAGGCCAACGUCGAGCACAGGGCAAAGACUGGUCUCACACCUCUGAUGGAAGCAGCUUCAGGAGGCUACGCAGAGGUUGGAAGGGUUCUCCUCGAUAAAGGAGCAGAUGUGAACGCCCCACCCGUGCCUUCCUCAAGAGAUACAGCUCUAACAAUCGCAGCAGAUAAGGGGCACUACAAGUUCUGCGAGCUCCUCAUUAAUCGAGGGGCGCACAUUGACGUUCGCAACAAGAAAGGCAACACCCCGCUGUGGCUGGCAGCCAACGGCGGGCACUACGACGUGGUGCAGCUGCUGGUGCAGGCAGGGGCCGACGUGGAUGCUGCAGAUAACCGCAAGAUCACCCCUCUCAUGUCAGCGUUUCGCAAGGGGCAUGUGAAGGUAGUGCAGUUCCUGGUGAAAGAAGUUAACCAGUUUCCUUCAGACAUCGAGUGCAUGCGCUACAUAGCGACCAUCACCGACAAGGACCUGUUGAAAAAGUGUCACCAGUGUGUGGAGACAAUUGUGAAAGCUAAAGACCAGCAGGCUGCAGAAGCCAAUAAAAAUGCAACUAUACUGCUGAAGGAGCUAGACCUGGAGAAAUCAAGAGAAGAGAGCAGAAAACAAGCUCUUGCAGCCAAAAGGGAGAAAAGAAAGGAAAAGAGAAAGAAGAAGAAAGAGGAACAAAAAAGAAAACAAGAAGAAGACGAAGAAAACAAGCCUAAGGAAACUCUGGAACUGCAAGAAGAUGAUGAUGAAGAGGAAAAUGAUGAUGAAGUGGAGCAAGAAGUUCCUAUAGAGCCUCCAAGUGCAACUACUACAACUACAAUUGGAAUUUCUGCAACUUCAACUACCUUCACAAAUGCCUUUGGGAAGAAGAGAGCUAAUGUGGUGACUACCCCCAGCACAAACAGAAAAAAUAAGAAAAAUAAAACGAAAGAGACUCCUCAGAAUAUGCAGAUAAUUUUGCCAGAUCAGCAUAUAUCUCUAGCACAGCAAAAAGCAGAUAAAAAUAAAAUAAAUGGAGAGCCCCGAGGUGGUGGUGCGAGUGGGAACAGCGAUUCAGAUAACCUGGAUAGCACAGACUGCAACAGUGAGAGCAGCAGUGGAGGGAAGAGCCAGGAGCUGAACUUCACGAUGGACACGAACUCCUCGGAGCGGCGCUAUGCCUCCCUGCUCAUCCCCUCUCAGGAAGACAAAAACAGCACCUCGGCUUCCAAAACACCAACCAGGAGAGAAGAAGCUGAUGACCCCGAGCAUUUCAGCUGCCAGGUUGAUGGCCAGUUUGAUAUAACCUUGUCGAGCCAGAGACUUGAUGGUGAAGGUCAUUCGAAUUCUUUGUCGACUACUUAUAAGGCUGUCUCCCUGCCUCUGAGCUCUCCAAAUGUAAAGCUGAAUCUGACCAGUCCAAAAAGAGGCCAGAAAAGAGAGGAAGGCUGGAAAGAAGUGGUUAGAAGGCAAGUGGGCAGAGUUUUGAAAGACCCUCCCCCCAGCAACACUCUGCAGCCAACACCAAUUGAGCAAUUCCAGCUGCAGAGAGGAGGGCGCUGCUGCUCCGGAGCAAAAAGGUCAAAGAAAUUAUCAGUCCCAGCUUCUGUCGUGUCUAGAAUAAUGGGAAGAGGUGGGUGCAACAUCACAGCAAUUCAAGAUGUCACUGGUGCCCACAUUGAUGUGGAUAAGCAAAAAGAUAAGAAUGGAGAGAGAAUGAUCACUAUAAGGGGUGGUACAGAGUCCACGCGAUAUGCAGUGCAACUCAUCAAUGCCCUUAUUCAAGAUCCUGCCAAGGAACUGGAAGACUUGAUUCCUAAAACUCAUAUAAGAACACCUGCUUCAAGUUCCAAAUCAAUCCACUCAAACUUUUCAUCUGGAGUCAGCACUGCGACUGCUUCCAACAAGAACUCGUUUCCUCUCGGAGCACCGCCCCUGGUCACAUCGCAGUCAUCAACACUAUCUACUUUCCAGCCUCCUAACAAAUUAAACAAGAAUGUCCCAGCGAACGUGCGCUCAUCUUUUCCAGUGUCUCUUCCUCUCGCUUAUUCUCACCCUCAUUUUGCCUUGCUGGCUGCCCAAACUAUGCAACAGAUCCGGCACCCUCGCUUACCUAUGGCCCAGUUUGGAGGAACCUUUUCACCUUCACCGAACACUUGGGGACCAUUCCCAGUGAGACCAGUUAACCCUGGCAGCACGAACAGCUCUCCAAAGCAUAAUAGCUCGAGUCGUGUGGGCAGUCAGAAUGGAAACGUUCUGCAGACGGAGUCUCCUGGGUUAGCUACGUCCACUUGUCCCGUUACCGCCUCGUCUGCAGCUGCUUCCACCCAGGCUCUGGGUGUGACCAGUAACCGGACUCCCUCCUCGGUCAGGAAGCAGCUCUUUGCCUGCGUCCCCAAGACGAGCGCUGCAGCAACAGCCAUCUCAACUGUGACGAGCACCUGUAGCACUCUGCCCUCAGCUUCCUCCGCCCCCCCAAACAACGGGCAGGUGCCCACGGCGUUCCUGCCACCCACCGCUCCGCAAGCGCAGCACUCUGCCCUGAAAGCGGACUCGUUCUCGGCCGUCUCCGCGCCCAAGGAGAAGGCGCCGGCCCCCGAGCCGCCGCCCGCCAGCGCGGGCCCGCCAGCUUCGGUGGCCAGCAGCUGCAGCGUGUCAGCCAGCGGCAGCUCCGCGGGCACCGAGACGCGCCCGGCCGGCAGCCCCGCGCCGCCCAGCAGCGCCCAGGAUGAGAUACUGCCAACCAGCAUGCCCGAGAUCAGCCCUUCCAUGUCGAUGCCUUUUUCAUCCAGCUCAGAAACUGCUCCUUUAAGCUUAGCGUCGCCCAGGUCAGUCGUUGCAGAUAAUCAGGACAACAGUAACUUACCUCAAGUAGCUGUACCAGCACCUCGAGUUACUCACAGGAUGCAGUCCAGAGGUUCUUUCUAUUCAGUGGUACCAAAUGCAAACCUCCAUCAAGAUCCUCAGUCUAUUUUUGUUACGAAUCAAGUUCCUUUAACACCUUCUCAAGGUCCACCUGCUGCAGUGCAGCUUUCGUCAGCCAUGAACGUUAUGAACGGUUCUCAGAUGCACAUUAACCCAGCAAACAAAUCAUUGCCUCCUGCCUUUGGGCCAGCAACGCUCUUCAAUCACUUUAGUAGUCUUUUUGAUAGCAACCAGGUGCCAGCUAACCAAGCAUGGGGAGACUGUCCACUCUCCACCCGAGCAGCAGCUGACCCAUCUUUCACUGUUCAGUCUACCUUUCUGAAUAACUCUGUGCUAGGACAUGUGGAAAACGUCCAUCCCGACAACUCCAAGGCUCCUGGUUUCAGGCCACCUUCCCAACGGGUUUCAACUAGUCCUGUAGGCUUACCCUCUCUAGAUCCAUCCAACAGCUCUACAACUUCUUCUUCAGGUCCUUUGACAGGCUUUUCAGCAAACAUACAAGGAGCACGGGUUUACCUUCAAGGGCCAGCGCCUGUUGGGACUCCCAGCUUUAACAGACAGCAUUUUUCACCACAUCCUUGGACAAGCGCAACAAAUUCAUGUAGGAACUUCAUGGCAGGUGAAUCUCCUAUUCCAUCAGUUUCCUCAGGAUCAUCUUCGCCCCUCUCAGCUGCUUCUGCGCCUGCCACCCUGGGCCAGCCCAAGACGGGUGCCACCAACCCAGACAGGAAGGUGCCCCCUCCCAUCGGGACAGAGAGGCUGGCCAGGAUCCGGCAGGGAGGCUCCGUCACGCCCACGCCCCUGGGAACCAACUUCACCGCGCCCGUGGGCCACAGCGGCAUCUGGUCCUUCGGGGUCAACAGCGUCUCUGAAGGCUUGUCGGGUUGGUCCCAGCCUGUCAUGGGAAGUCAUCCGAUGCAUCAGCAGCUGUCGGACCCUGGCACGUUUUCUCAGCAUCAGCCAAUGGAGAGAGAUGAUUCUGGAAUAGUGGCUCCCUCUAAUAUUUUCCACCAACCUAUGCCAAAUAGUUUUGUGGAUUUUUCUAAAGGCCUGCCCAUCUCCAUGUACGGCGGCACUCUGAUACCCUCGCACCCCCAGCUGGCAGAUGGCCCAGGAGGGCCCCUCUUUAACGGGCUCCAUACUCCAGAUCCUGCCUGGAAUCCCAUGAUCAAAGUUGUCCAGAACUCAACAGAAUGUACUGAUGCUCAGCAGAUUUGGCCUGGCACCUGGGCACCUCACAUUGGAAACAUGCAUCUCAAGUACCCGCAUCAUCUGCGACCGCAAGUUCCUGCUGGAGUGCAAGAAUUCUCCCGCAGCCAGGACCCCUCCCUGCUGCCUGCCCCAGACCCCCGGUGUCACAUCCCUGGCCCAGUCCAGCCUCGUCCAGCUGGAGGAGCUCAAGGAGCGGAAUGAGAGCGAAGAGGCCAUGCCAGAUCAAGACCAGUUUGAGAUGGACAUCUGAGUUUCCAUCUCCCCGUCUCCAGGCCAUGGCUGGGCCUGUUCCUGGGCCUCGUGGAGGUGCUGGCACCGUGACCAGCUGGCUGCAGCCCUCUCUGAUGCUGGGGAUGGACGUGUGACACCUCAGGCUCUAGCACAAGUGGCUGGUGCAAUUGCCUAGGAGCUCAUGCUUGAUCAAUAAACACCGUGAAACCCC
This is a messenger RNA of Prinia subflava (tawny-flanked prinia), 8382 nucleotides long. RefSeq names its product ankyrin repeat and KH domain containing 1 (gene ANKHD1). NCBI's taxonomy places the organism in Eukaryota, Metazoa, Chordata, Aves, Passeriformes, Cisticolidae. Gene Ontology annotation, cellular component: cytoplasm. The record is from RefSeq and is a predicted model, not a curated record. The coding region runs from base 144 to 8141 and encodes 2665 amino acids. The transcript has 38 exons. Gene Ontology annotation, biological process: innate immune response. Gene Ontology annotation, molecular function: protein binding; RNA binding.